This is a messenger RNA of Hibiscus syriacus, 509 nucleotides long. RefSeq names its product beta-amyrin 28-monooxygenase. Gene Ontology annotation, molecular function: heme binding; oxidoreductase activity, acting on paired donors, with incorporation or reduction of molecular oxygen; iron ion binding. The coding region runs from base 2 to 484 and encodes 160 amino acids. NCBI's taxonomy places the organism in Eukaryota, Viridiplantae, Streptophyta, Magnoliopsida, Malvales, Malvaceae. The record is from RefSeq and is a predicted model, not a curated record. The transcript has 2 exons. Gene Ontology annotation, biological process: sterol metabolic process.
AAUGGACAUAGCAAACUCAAAAGCUCCUGGUGAAAGAUUAAGUUGGGAAGACAUUCAAAAGAUGAGAUAUUCAUGGAACGUUGCUUGUGAGGUGCUGAGACUUGCCCCACCAUUACAAGGUGCCUUUAGGGAAGCCAUCAAUGAUUUCAUCUUCAAUGGCUUCUCCAUCCCAAAGGGUUGGAAAUUGUAUUGGAGUGCGAAUUCGACUCACAGGAAUCCUGAAUGCUUUCCAGAACCUUUAAAGUUCGACCCGACGAGAUUCGAAGGAAAAGGUCCGGCACCCUACAUGUUUGUUCCGUUCGGCGGCGGUCCUCGGACGUGCCCCGGGAAGGAAUACGCUCGACUUGAGAUACUCGUGUUCAUGCAUAACAUUGUGAGGAGGUUUAAAUGGAAGAAGUUGGUGGGUGAUGAGAAGAUCAUUGUUGAUCCCAUGCCUAUGCCUGCAAAGGGUCUUCCGGUUCUCCUUUUCCCUCACAAAGCUUAAGUUUUAGCUUUUAACUUCAUUAUUC